Molecule: messenger RNA, 1233 nt
Organism: Closterium sp. Yama58-4
Lineage: Eukaryota; Viridiplantae; Streptophyta; Zygnematophyceae; Desmidiales; Closteriaceae
Source: the annotation of a GenBank genome assembly
AUGCGUCGAGCCGCAGUUCAAGCCGUUCACUUAGGCCGCCUCGCCGCCUCCGUCGCACCUGCUGGUCCCGCACCAUCUGGCUUGAUUCCCGCUUGCCUGUCCACGUCAGCCGCGAGCAGAUCGCCAUGGAUCGCGCGAUCCCCGAUGGCCAAUCAGAGUGUGCCAGCUGGCUCCGCUGCUGCUGCAAGAUUAUUCAGCGCAGAGAGCAGUGUAGAUAGCGUCUCGGCGGGUCAGCAGCUGAUCGCGUCGCUAUUGGUCGAGCGGCUCCCUGUCGUCAUCCCGAAGCCUCCCGAAUGGGCUCUUAAAUACGAGACGUUUAGUUUUGAGCGAAAACAGCAAUACCGCAAGCAGUAUCCUAAAGAAUUUCUAGACGCGGCCGCUUCGACCAAUGCAGGUGUGCCUCGUGUCGGUUCCGUGACUCGUUUCCUCCCAACGGCAGAUGUUCUGGCCCCUCUCCCCUCGUUUCACCAUCCGUCCAUCUCCCGCUUUCUCCAUUCAGUCUCGUGCCGUCGUCUCACCAUUCUUCCCCCAGACAUCCUUCGUGUUGAGUCGUUCUCAAAACACGCCAUAUUCCAUUGCCACUGUCUUCCCGCCCCCUUCACCCCUAACCCACUCCCGUCUCCGUUCCCCACCCUUCCCCCGCCUCCCUCCCCCGCGCACACCCCCCUCUCCCCCGCGCGCACAACCCCCUCCUCUCCGCGCACACGCCCCUCCGCCGCGCGCGCAGCAGGCGCGGAGGGGGAGGCGGAGGAGGAGGACGAGUACUGGGCGGGAGUCCUCGAGGCGCCGUUUGACGCGCCGUCUAGACGAACCGCUGCUGACGAGGCCAAUGACGUCAGGUCCCUGCAACGCGCACUGGACAAGCGCCUGUACCUGCUGCUCAAGGGGCCCUCGCUUGCCGGCCAAUCAGGCAGCGACACGUGGCACUUCCCGGAGAAGCUUUAUGAAGGCGAGGACUCCAUGCGUCAGUGUGCGGAGCGGGCAGCAGCUGCAUCCCUCGGUUCCUCCCUUGACCUCUACUUUGUCGGCAAUGCUCCUUGCGCGCAUGCUCCCAUGGCUGAUGCCACUGCGUUUUUCUUCCGAGCGCAUGUCCUAGGAGGUGAUUUUCAACCAGCUCCCCGGACAAUAAAAGAUUUCGCGUGGGUCAGCAAGGCGGAGAUCCCAGACUAUGUGGACCUCUCAGCCAUCCCUGAUGGGCCAAAGCUCUUCCAAACACUGCUCAUGGAUGAAUGA